CAUUCGUAAACAACAACUCUUUGAGCGCGAAACUCUGUUUUCGAUCUGGAAAGACCUAUUACUCUUCGAGAGAAUCUCCUUGGCUCCUUCCUUUGCAUGCAGGAGGAUUCGUGGGAAAAUCUAUUUCUUCGUAAUUAUCUCCAAUAAAAGUACCCUUAGCACCUUGACAUCCAGGAGGAUUCGAGGAAGAUCUUCUUCAUACAUUUCUCGAAUAAAAGUCUCGGGGGAUCCACCGAGUCUUCGAACACAGAAGAAGGAGCCAAUUCAGCGAGUGCGCAACCUUAGCUACGGAGUCAGACUGACAUACCUCAACGUGACAUACAUCAACGUUUUUUGUCCAGGGAGGAGGCAUCGUAAGGAAAUUAAAUAUAUCCCUAUUGGAAAUAUUCCUCCGCCUGUAGAAAUGCAACAAUUUUCGCGCAAAGAAAACUUCUUAAUUGCCAACACUUUGAAUUGUGUGCCAUUCCUGCUGCAAGGCCAUUCCGUGCUAAUAGAUCUCCGUAAUGAGUGUUCCGUGGCGGGUGUCAUUGAUAAUGCCGAUGGUCACAUGAAUAUCCAUUUAUCCAAUGCUGUCUUUAUUAAUCGAAUGGGCCAACAGGUGGCAUUUGAUCAAUUUAUGUUACAUGAACGCAUGAUUAGACAAAUUCAUUUACCGCCCGACGUGGAUGUGGCGGAUGAUAUAAGAAAUUGGUGUGACAAAGGCUGUCUCAAGAAGCCGUUGCGUUCAAAUCUUGGGCCGAAGGGUAAAAGGACAUUCAAGCAGAAGCGGGCCCAAGAGAGACACAAGGAAAUCCUACAGGAAUUGGAAAAGAAACGGGCAGAGUGAAGCGAAAGGGAUUGGGAUUGUAAAAAGCCAUUUCUGUGGCAAUUCAGGCGGACACUUACGUUGGCAGUAUAAACCAUAAAUUUAGUCUGAAGAAUUUCAUAUCAAUUAAAUACAGACUCCAUAGAAAUUUGAAGCUGCAGUGAGUAUUAAUCACAGUAAGGAAAAAUGAAUACAAGCUCGUAUUUCUAAAAAGCCAAUAUUAAGCGGAAUUUGUACAGUGGGGGCUAAGAGGGUAUUAAAGAAUAAAACAAACAUUUGAAUAAUCAAUCGACAACUAUAACAUGGAUAUGCUUGGUUGCCUGUUUUUAACACUCAAAAGUCGUCAGACGUAAAGAUUUAUGUUCUAUCAAUAAGACAACAUAACGUGUUGCUGACCAUACAGUUCAUUAUUUCCUGUUAUUUGCCGAGUCAUCAUCCAUAUUUUAAAUUAUCCUUUUUAUGAAGAAAUGUUGAACUGUUGAAAAUCGCCAAACACUUGGUACCUGGGUGGCGUUAUUUUCCAAAUCUGUUAUAUUCACUGUAUAUACCGACAAAAAUAAAAACACAUCAUAUAUAGAAUUCCAUU
Molecule: messenger RNA, 1391 nt
Organism: Musca domestica (house fly)
Lineage: Eukaryota; Metazoa; Arthropoda; Insecta; Diptera; Muscidae
Gene: Lsm10
Product: U7 snRNA-associated Sm-like protein LSm10
Exons: 2
Coding region: 404-826 (140 amino acids)
Biological process (GO): mRNA 3'-end processing by stem-loop binding and cleavage
Cellular component (GO): nuclear body; cytoplasmic U snRNP body
Molecular function (GO): histone pre-mRNA DCP binding; U7 snRNA binding
Source: RefSeq, a predicted model, not a curated record